Molecule: messenger RNA, 2010 nt
Organism: Lachancea mirantina
Lineage: Eukaryota; Fungi; Ascomycota; Saccharomycetes; Saccharomycetales; Saccharomycetaceae
Source: the annotation of a GenBank genome assembly
AUGGCGAAAGCUUGCGUCAAGUGCAAACAGCGUAAAAAGAAAUGCUCAGGAGGUGUACCUUGCGACUAUUGCCUGAAGAUCGACGAACCACAGGGCUGUGAAUACAAGACGAGGGUAAAAUCCAAAGUGGCGAAGGUUACCGAGAGAUAUAUUUUGUCACUUAAAAAUCGAAUACAGCAGCUGGAGGCGCAGCUUGCCAAAACUGCGUCUGAAGUACCGGAAAAUACGGAGCAACCUUUAACAACAUCCGACAUUAACCCAUUGAUGGAAUCAGAGAACGGUUUGGAAUAUGGUUUCCAGGCUCCACCUUCAAAAUUAAGUACAAGGGAUCGCUAUCUUGGACUUUCGUCAUGUGCUCAGUUUCUAAAGAAAGUGAAGCAAUCCUUACCAAACUCAAUUGACGCAAAUGUUGUAGCUUCCAAAGAUUGUACGUUGGCGGCAUUGAAAGUGCAUACAGAGCCUCAAAUCGAUCCGUUUCGCAUUGAAAAAAUAUUGAAUGAAAUCAUCCCCGACUUUAAGGAAGCCAGAAAACUAAUUCAGAAUGCUUCUGAAAUGAUAGGUGCAGAUUACAUGUUCAUCGAAAAAGAUUAUGCAGAUAUUACAGUCAAAAAAAUGCUAGAUCGUGACCAAAUACCGAAGAAACCGGAGGACCUCCUACAAUUCACAAUUGAGCUUCUACGACUUAUGACCUGUUUGGCUCUGGGCUCGCUUUUCGAUAGAAGUAACGAGAGCUCGAGAUAUAUGGGUGUUACAUUUCACCGAGCGUCAUUAUCUUUGUAUGGAAGCUUAGCAUACGCUUUCGAUCAAGCUUCAAGCGCUGCCUUGGUACAAUCGCUGCUAAAUAUGGCGUACUUUGCCUUGUCGCAAAACAAGACAACAUUCGCCUUUGCUACUGUAGGAACUGCAAUUCGAACUAUGUUUACAUUGGGGUACCAUAAGAAAACCCAAUCGAUGAUAGAAAAUCGCACUUUUUGGUUGUGCUUCAUUUACGAUCGCUUGCUUGCCGUGAGAUUUGGGUUUCCGUUAAUGAUAGGCGAGCGGGACAUCAACGCCCCUAUUUUCAACGAAGCAGAUGAGAGUCAAACAACUGUUUCUCUAGAUGUGUAUCAUUUUGUUGCGCAGGUGAAACUCGCAAUGAUUACUACUCAAAUCAUAUCUAAGAUCUACAUGCAGAACCCAUUUUCUUUUUUGCACAAUUGUCAUGCGGUCUUGAAACAAUUGAAGCAUUGGUUUGAUUCACUCCCAAACGAACUCAAAUUUGAUUACGAUGAUAUCAAAACUGGAAUGAUUAGAUCAACUUUCAAUCUGCAUAUCAAUUACAACUACUCGAUCAUAAUAACAACCAGACCAGUUUUGCUUUAUGUGGUGAACAUGAUUUUCAGCAACACCGGAGACGAAGAAAAGACUCUCGAGCAAGGCCAAUGCGAUCUGAUAUCAGGCCUGCUUGAGUCAUGUAUCCAGGCAGCCGAAAUUCAGAGUCGCAUUUUGGCCAAACUUUACUAUGACGGUAAGAUGGCCGUUUGCUCAUUUCUGGAUUGCCAUUAUAUUUUUGGCGCAACAAUAAUACUCAUUUUAGCUGGAUAUUGUCAAAUGCACAUGGAACAAAGUGUACUGUAUUCUGGAGAUAUCGAGCUCUUAUUUGACGCAAUAAAUCACAACUUAAAGAUAUUACAAAGACUUUCGGAGUAUAACGUGGUUGCUCGUAAUUUCAAUGAGCAAUUAACCGAGUUUAUUGAGACGAUGAGCUCUAAAGAGGUAGUAGGACCUUUGGAAAAAGAGGAUGGCCAGCGACAGAAUUCACCACUCUCGUUCUCUCAAAAUUUCAAGCGCCAAAAUUCUACCCUAAAUGACUUGGAGGAAGAUGAAAAGCGGAUUUUUGAUUUGGAUGACCUAGCAUUUGUGGAUCUUUCGCAUUUACUCAACUAUAUAGACGAUCAGUUUCCUUCGACGUCUAUGGUUGACCAAUUCCUUGAACGUGAUUUCUUGAGUAAUAAUUGUAGAGAACCUUAA